AUGGACCACAGCGAGCCCAGCAAGGGCAGAAGACCGGCGCCUCAUGAAGCAAUGCGUUGCAAUGUCUGUGACGAACUGUUUGCUAGUUUUGACAAGCUGAUGGGCCACAAACGAAUGACCAUGAAGCUCGAGGGAACCCAUAUCCACUGUCCUGUCUGCACACUGGACUUCAACACGAUGGACGCCAAAGAUAAGCACAUUCUCGAGCAGAAGCUGGUCUGCCCAGGUUGUCAGAAGAGCUUCGUCCGGCUCGCCGCCUGGAUGAGGCAUUUAGAACACGACCAGUGUAGCGCCAUCGGACGACAGGACCUAGACAGAAACCGCGCCCAUAAGCUCACGUUUGCUCACGAGCUUGAGAAGCGCAGCGGUUCCCAGUUUGGAGACUACUUUCCCGCUUCGCACCCUAGCGUUCAGUCCGCCUUUGAUAAACCAUACAUGGCCCACCCGUCGUAUUUUAAACCAGACGACUUUCCCGCCCGGGGGAAACAACAAGACGAUAAGCUGGAAGCCCAGAAGAACGCCAGACCUGCAGUGGAAAAGUCAGCGGCUGCGGACGACAUCAACAACCCCUCUCAUCCAAGUUUCGACCCCAAGAAGUAUUACGACGCAAUCAUUCUCAAGUUCAAGUGUCCCCAGGCAUCCUGCAGGUCAGCUUGCCUUCAUAUCAUCCAUCAUGAGGAAAGAGUUGACAAAAAGCAAACAAAUAGGAAGAGCUUUGACACAAGCAGAGGCCUCGUCACCCACAUGAAGGCAGCAACCUCCCACUACAACGCAAAGUUGCAGUGUCCCGGAUGCCUCCGCUACUUCAGAGACACGUCUUCUCUUACCGCUCACUCUGAGUCAGAGACUAACCGCUGCUCGAUUCGCCAUUCCGAGAACUACCGUAACUACCUCGAUCAGCUAACUGGAGGCAUGGCGGACGUGGCCGACUGGCAUCGGGACGGCACUGUCAAGUACGAAGUGAGCACGGAAGCUGUCAUCAAGUUCGGCACCGAACAGGCAAAGAAGGCUACGAACGACUUCAUCGCGAAGCAGGAAGCCAAUCAACAAGAGUCAUGGGCGCGCAACAAUCCUAUUUGGUGA
This is a messenger RNA of Colletotrichum higginsianum IMI 349063, 1083 nucleotides long. RefSeq names its product C2H2 type zinc finger protein. NCBI's taxonomy places the organism in Eukaryota, Fungi, Ascomycota, Sordariomycetes, Glomerellales, Glomerellaceae. The record is from RefSeq and is a predicted model, not a curated record. The transcript is spliced from 2 exons. Bases 1 to 1083 code for a protein of 360 amino acids.